Messenger RNA from Cricetulus griseus (Chinese hamster), 525 nucleotides. NCBI's taxonomy places the organism in Eukaryota, Metazoa, Chordata, Mammalia, Rodentia, Cricetidae. The record is from RefSeq and is a predicted model, not a curated record.
AGACCCUGGCUGUGGAGGAGGAAGCGGCUCAGAGCCUUCUUGAAUUGAAGGAAUGCAUGCGCCUGGGAGGCAAUGAGCUACAGCAUCUGGAAGUCGAGCUCCAGAAGGCCAGCAAGGAAGAUGCCUGUCUGCAGGCCAGCCUCUGUCAGCUGACCACAGAGCUGCAGGAGCUCAGGGAGAUGGAGGCGGAUCUCCAGCAACAGGAGAGAGAAGUGGAUGAGGACACCACCAUCACCAUCCCCUCUGCAGUGUACGUGGCACACCUCUAUCACCAGAUUAGUAAAAUAGAAUGGGAUUAUGAAUGCGAGCCAGGGACGAUCAAGGGCAUCCACCAUGGCCCCACUGUGGCCCUGCCUAUCCACUUGGACAGCGCACAGCUCUCACAGAAGUUCAUCAGCGACUACCUCUGGAGCCUGGUGGACACUGCGUGGUAGCCAGAGCCUUGACCUCUUACCUUGCACAGAACUGGGGAUAUGGGGGCCUAGCGGGGGAUCACUCUAAAAUUAAAAAUCUAUAUGUAAAUGA